GGGUUGCCUCGCUUUGCUUUGCAGCUCACAAAACGCCACCAGGCUUUUCUCUUUCUCUUUCUCGUGACCCUAUCAUUUAAUUUCAUUUCAUUCUCUUCCUAUCGAAUCUCUCUGCAACACUCACAUCACAGCAGCAAUGGGCGCUUCUCUGCCCCCCAAGGAGGCCAACCUCUUCAAGCUUAUUGUCAAAUCAUAUGAAACCAAACAAUAUAAAAAGGGUCUCAAAGCAGCUGAUGCAAUUUUGAAAAAAUUUCCAGACCAUGGAGAAACUUUAUCGAUGAAGGGUUUGACAUUAAAUUGCAUGGACCGUAAGUCUGAAGCAUACGAACUUGUUCGGCAAGGAUUAAAGAAUGACCUUAAAAGUCAUGUUUGCUGGCAUGUUUAUGGUCUCCUUUAUCGGUCAGACAGAGAAUACAGGGAGGCGAUCAAGUGCUAUCGAAAUGCACUGAGAAUUGAUCCCGACAAUAUUGAAAUUCUUCGUGACCUAUCACUCCUACAGGCACAAAUGCGAGAUUUGUCAGGCUUUGUCGAGACAAGACAACAACUUUUGACUUUGAAGCCAAAUCAUCGCAUGAACUGGAUUGGAUUUUCUGUAGCCCAUCAUUUGAACUCUAAUGCAUCCAAAGCAGUUGAAAUUUUGGAAGCAUAUGAAGGGACUUUGGAAGAGGAUCAUCCUCCAGAAAAUGAACGGUGUGAGCAUGGGGAAAUGCUUUUAUACAAGAUCUCAUUGUUAGAGGAAUGCGGGUUUCUUGAGAGAGCUCUGGAGGAGUUGCACAAAAAAGAAUCUAAAAUUGUUGAUAAACUUGUAUACAAAGAACAAGAGGUUUCACUUUUAGUAAAGCUUGGUCACCUAGAAGAAGGCGAAGCUUUGUACCAGGCAUUACUUUCCAUGAAUCCUGAUAAUUAUAGAUAUUAUGAAGGUCUCCAAAAGUGUGUUGGAUUAUAUUUAGAAGAUGGCCAGUACUCUCCUGAUCAAAUAGAUCGGUUAGAUUCAUUGUACAAAACACUUGUACAACAAUAUAAGUGGUCUUCUGCUGUUAAGAGAAUACCACUAGAUUUUCUACAAGGUGACAAAUUUCGAGAAGCAGCAGACAAUUAUAUUAGGCCUCUCCUAACCAAGGGAGUUCCAUCUCUGUUCUCUGAUCUAUCAUCUUUGUACAAUCAUCCUGGGAAGGCAGACAUUUUGGAACAACUUAUUCUUGAGUUAGAGCGUUCAAUUAGGAUGUCUGGCCAAUAUCCUGGAAGGAUGGACAAAGAACCUCCUUCAACUCUCAUGUGGACUUUGUUUUUAUUGGCUCAGCAUUAUGACAGGCGAGGCCAAUAUGAAGUUGCUCUUUCUAAAAUUGAUGAAGCUAUAGAACAUACACCUACAGUCAUUGAUCUAUAUUCUGUUAAGAGUCGGAUACUGAAGCAUGCUGGUGAUUUGGUUGCUGCUGCUGCAUUUGCAGAUGAAGCUAGGUGUAUGGAUCUUGCCGAUCGCUAUGUUAAUAGUGAAUGUGUAAAGCGCAUGUUGCAGGCUGAUCAGGUGGCUUUGGCUGAAAAAACUGCUGUAUUGUUCACAAAAGAUGGGGAUCAACACAAUAACCUUCAUGACAUGCAGUGCAUGUGGUAUGAGCUUGCCUCAGGUGAAAGCUAUUUCCGUCAAGGUGAUCUUGGACGGGCACUCAAGAAAUUUUUAGCAGUGGAGAAGCAUUAUGCUGAUAUUACUGAGGACCAAUUUGAUUUUCAUUCAUACUGCUUACGGAAAAUGACUUUGUGUACUUAUGUGGAAAUGCUUAAAUUUCAAGACCAAUUGCACUCACAUGCAUAUUUUCAUAAAGCAGCAGCUGGUGCUAUCAGAGGCUAUAUUAAGUUGCAUGAUUCUCCCCCAAAGUCUACAGCAGAGGAAGAUGAUAAUAUGUCAAAGUUGCUUCCUUCUCAGAAGAAGAAAAUGAGACAAAAGCAGAGAAAGGCAGAAGCAAGAGCCAAAAAGGAGGCAGAAGAGAAGAAUGAAGAGUCAAGUGCCAGUGGGGUAUCAAAGUCUGGGAAGCGGCACAUAAAACCUGUUGACCCUGAUCCAAACGGAGAGAAGUUGUUGCAGGUUGAAGAUCCACUGUCAGAAGCUACUAAAUACUUGAAGUUGCUGCAGAAGAAUUCCCCUGAUUCAUUGGAGACGCACUUGCUCUCUUUUGAAUUAUAUACAAGGAAACAAAAGAUUUUGCUUGCCUUGCAGGCUGUAAAGCAGUUACUGAGAUUGGAUGCUGAACACCCUGAUUCUCAUCGUUGUUUGAUUAAAUUCUUCCAUAAAGUGGGAUCCAUGAAUGCUUCUGUGACUGACAGUGAGAAACUGAUUUGGAGUGUCUUAGAGGCUGAGCGCCCAACUAUUAGUCAGCUGCAUGAGAAAUCCCUGUUUGAGGCAAACAACUCAUUCCUUGAAAAACAUAAAGAUUCUUUGAUGCAUAGAGCAGCUUUUGCAGAAAUAUUGCAUAUUUUGGAUUCAAACAGAAAGUCUGAGGCUGUUAAGUUCAUUGAAGAGUCAACAAAUAACAUUGUGCCCAGAAAUGGAGCACUUGGACCAAUCAGGGAAUGGAAUCUUAAAGACUGUAUUGCAGUUCACAAGCUUCUUGGAACAGUUCUUGCUGAUCAGGAUGCUGCAUUGAGAUGGAAGGUGCGUUGUGCAGAGUACUUCCCAUAUUCUACAUACUUUGAGGGAUGCCACAGCUCUGCCUCUCCCAACUCGGCCUUCAAUCAGUUACGUAAGAACUCUGAAAAUGAGAGUCCUAACCAUUCAGUGGGUGGUCAAAAUGUGGGCUCCAUCACAUCAAACGGGAAACUAGAGGCAUUUAAAGAUCUCACUAUCUAAUCAAGUCGAAAUACACAUCCAUGAGGCUAAAUAUAUAUGCGUGUUACCCAGCUUGGAUGCUUGCAAAACCAAACGGCGUUUGACACUUCCAGAAACGACUGUGUUGCAAUUUGCAGCAACAACGGUCACAGUUUUGGUGCGGGUUAUGGCAAAUUCUACACGUUAUUCCGAUGUAUUUUCUUUGCAUGAUUUCCCCCCCCCCCCCCCCCCCCCCCCCAGCUGUGAAAUUUAUUUGGUUUGCAAAUGUGUAUAAUUUUACCUCAAUUAUGUCUUAGGAUUGACUUUUUCAAUUUGUUCACCCCUUUUUUUCUGGGAGGUGGUAGACCGGAGCUGCAUGGUCUUUGUACCGUUGUCUUAGAUUUUCAUUUUGGUCGUUGGGAGAGUUACAUAAUUUUUGUUUUCUGGUCCUGUAUCCAGUCAACAUACAUCUAGGAGAGCAUGUUGUAUCUUUCCUAUUUUAUUGGCUUAUUCAUCAUGUAUAAACAUUAUGUGAAAAUUUUGCUACUGGAUGCCAAAAUGACAUGUAAUUUUGGAUGAAUUCAGUAAAAAAAAUGGAGGUUAAUAUUGCUGUUGAA
Glycine soja is the source of this 3417-nucleotide messenger RNA. RefSeq names its product N-terminal acetyltransferase A complex auxiliary subunit NAA15-like. The transcript is spliced from 26 exons. Gene Ontology annotation, biological process: N-terminal peptidyl-methionine acetylation. Gene Ontology annotation, molecular function: protein binding; protein-N-terminal amino-acid acetyltransferase activity. Gene Ontology annotation, cellular component: cytoplasm. Bases 137 to 2842 code for a protein of 901 amino acids. The record is from RefSeq and is a predicted model, not a curated record. NCBI's taxonomy places the organism in Eukaryota, Viridiplantae, Streptophyta, Magnoliopsida, Fabales, Fabaceae.